Messenger RNA from Elephantulus edwardii (Cape elephant shrew), 1083 nucleotides. It is a transcript of the gene HAPLN3, whose product is annotated as hyaluronan and proteoglycan link protein 3. Bases 1 to 1083 code for a protein of 360 amino acids. Lineage: Eukaryota; Metazoa; Chordata; Mammalia; Macroscelidea; Macroscelididae. Gene Ontology annotation, biological process: cell adhesion. The transcript has 4 exons. Gene Ontology annotation, molecular function: hyaluronic acid binding. The record is from RefSeq and is a predicted model, not a curated record.
AUGAGUUGGCCACUCCUGGUGCUGCUGCUCCUGCUGCCCUGCGCUUCUGGACUGCCCUUCUACAACGGCUUCUACUAUGCCAACAGUCCCGAUGGCUGGGGUGUUGGCCACGGCCAUGGCGAAGGCCUCUUCAAUGGAGUGAAGCUGGUGGUGGAGACGCCAGAGGAGACCCUGUUCACCCACCGUGGGGCCAAUGUGACGCUGCCCUGUCACUAUCAUUACGAACCAGCUCUGGCCUCCCCGAGGCCCGUGCGCAUCAAGUGGUGGAAGCUAUCGGAGAAUGGGGCCCCAGAGAAGGAUGUGCUGGUGGCCAUUGGGCUGAGGCACCGCUCCUUUGGGGACUACCAAGGCCGGGUGCACCUGCGGCAGGACAGGCCGCGUGAGGUCUCACUGGAGAUCCGGGACCUGCAGCUGGAGGACUAUGGACGUUACCGCUGUGAAGUCAUUGAUGGGCUAGAGGAUGAGAGCGGCCUGGUGGAGUUGGAGCUUCGAGGCGUGGUCUUUCCCUACCAGCCCUCCGAGGGGCGUUACCAGCUCAAUUUCCACGAGGCGCAGCAGGCUUGUGAGGAGCAGGACGCGGUUCUGGCCUCCUUCGAGCAGCUCUUCCGGGCCUGGGAGGAGGGCCUGGACUGGUGCAAUGCGGGCUGGCUGCAGGACGCGUCCGUGCAGUACCCCAUCACGCUGCCCCGCCAGCCAUGCGGCGGCCUGGGCUUGGCGCCCGGCGUGCGCAGCUAUGGGCAGCUGCACCGCCGCCUGCACCGCUACGACGCCUUCUGCUUUGCCGCUGCCCUCAAGGGGCAGGUGUACUACCUAGAGCAUCCCGAGAAGCUGACACUGACAGAGGCCAAGGCUGCCUGCCAGGAGGACGGUGCCCAGAUUGCCAAGGUGGGCCAGCUCUUCGCUGCCUGGAAGUUCUGGGGCCUGGACCGCUGCGAUGCCGGCUGGCUGGCGGAUGGCAGCGUCCGCUACCCAGUGGCGCACCCCCGUCCCAACUGCGGGCCCCCUGAGCCUGGCAUCCGGAGCUUCGGCUUCCCAGACCCACAGAACCACAAGUACGGGGUCUACUGCUACCGCCAGCGCUAG